GGCCCGGCGGGCAGCGGAGUGGCAGCAGGCAGGCAGGCAGCGCAGCCGGCGCAGCGGACGCCGCCACAGCAGCCAGCAGACAGCGACAGCAGCAGACACCGGCCGCCCCCGCGCCAUGCCGCCCCGCGGGCCCGCCCCCGCCGCCCCCGGCCUCUCGUCCUCCGCCUUCAUGAAGCCGUUCGUGGUGCUGGCGCUGCCCGGCAUGUACCUCUUCUACAAGUACAGCCAGUACCGGCGGCAGCAGCAGGAGCAGAACCGCCGCAAGGUCACCGAGCGCGAGCUGCAGCACCUCAACCACAAGAUCGACAAGCUGCUGACCAAGCUGGAGGAGAACGAGCCGGAGAUGGCCACGUCGCAGGAGGAUGAGUGCGUGAUCUGCGUGAACGCCAAGGCGACGAUGCAGACGUCGCCAUGUGGGCACCGGGUGGUGUGCCGCAAGUGCUUCGUCAAGACCAUCCAGAUGGCGGUCUCGCAGCGCCUGCUGCCGCUGCGCUGCGUCAUCUGCAGGGCCAAGAUCCUGCGCCUCAAGCAGAGCGGCGGUGGUGGCGGGGGCGGCUCCGGCUCGCUGCACCACCACCACCAUCACCACCACCACCCGCACCACCCACAGCAGCAGCCGCAGCACCAGCAGCAGCAGCACCCAGCGGCCUACGGCGCCGGCCUGCCCUGGGGCGUCAUGCCCAGCUCCGCGUCGCAGUACUCGGUCGGCAGCUCCGUGCCCAACUCCGAGUCGCUCUACUCCAUGACAUCGGGCUCGUCUUCCCUCUCAGGUGUGUCUUCCGUGAGCUCUGCGACGACGAGUAGCGCAGGCAGCAGCGGCAGUGCCGGCGGAGGCCUGGGGAAGGCCGGCAAGGCGGGGGCGGCGGGGGCGGCGGUGGCAGUGGCGGCGGCGGCGCGCGUUGGGCUCGGCUUCCCGCGGCAGCCCACCGGAUCCCUGCGACGCUCGCAGGCGCACUCCAUGAAGCUGCGAUUGCAGGAUUACAAAGAGCCCGCGGCGCGCCCGGUCCGUGAACCCGAGCACCGCCUGCCGCCCAUCAAGGAGUUCCAGCGGGAGUUCCGCGCCUGCAAGGAGCGCACCGCCUCCUCCUCCUCCACCCGGAUACGAUGCGCACAAAAAAUUGUCACUCAGUUGGAGACUACACCUGUGAAUAGAACCUCAAAGUCUAGUUAUUUCCGUUCACCUCUGAAACCUGCCAAUAAGGAGGACAAAAGGAGAAGUGAAAAGUGGAAAGACGAAAGGAAAAAAGAAGACCGAAAAGACAAUGAAGAAAAUUUGGAAAACAAGAAGAAGGAAGAAAAGAUGAAUAAGAAGGCAGAGAAAAAAGAAGCAAAGCUGGAGAAGAAAGCAGAUAAGAAAGAGGAGAAAAAAGAAGCUAAAGCUGAGAAGAAGGAAAAGACAGAAAAGAAAGAAAAUAAAAAGGAAGCUAAGGCUGAAGCAAAGGAAAGCAAGAAGGCAGCAAAGGCAGAAAAGAAGAAAGAAAAAUCCAAGGCAGAGAAAAAAGAAAAAGAUUAGUUACAAAAUAGAUUAAAGAAA
This is a messenger RNA of Schistocerca gregaria, 1534 nucleotides long. Its product is annotated as fl(2)d-associated complex component. Lineage: Eukaryota; Metazoa; Arthropoda; Insecta; Orthoptera; Acrididae. The transcript has 6 exons. The record is from RefSeq and is a predicted model, not a curated record. The coding region runs from base 116 to 1513 and encodes 465 amino acids.